UGGAGGCUUGGUUGUUGGAACUUGGAAGCCUUUCGAUUUAAGCCUUUUUCCACCGCCAAGACCCUCUCUCUGAGAUCAGGUACCCGCAUUCAGCUGGGUUAUUCUUGGAACUCCAGAUUCCAUUGAAGCUUCCUGUUCCUGGGUUUAAGUUUAUAAGUUUACAGCUUAUAUCUCACAUGGAUAAAUGGGUUUGGGGACGCUACUUGAAGGCUUUCUGCUUCUUGCGAAUGCAUUAGCAAUAUUAAAUGAAGACCGUUUCCUUGUGCCUAGGGGAUGGAGCCUCUCAGAAUUCUCAGUGGGCAAGACAAAAUCAGUGAAGGGACAGAUUAUAGGUCUCAUUUAUGCAACACAGUACUUGAGAGUUCCUCUCGUACUACUCAAUACUGUCUGCAUCGUUCUAAAAUUGAUAUCUGGAUGAUGCCAAAUGAGGUUAAUUGAUCCGAAGAUUCAUCGAAUUGAUAUCGGGAAUCUGCAAAAUCGACUCUCGUUUCUUGGAAGGUUGAAGUAUUAGGUUGAUGGAUAUUGUUUCAACAUUGUAUUUUGAAGUAGUUCAUGUUCCUCGUUGUUCAGAAUCUAUUUGAUUUUAGAUAGUAAUUGUUUGCCAACAUAUCGAUUGUGCGCAUUUUAAGGUCACUCAGGAUCGCUCUCUGCCGUUGUGCGUAUGAUACCGGAAACAUAUAUUUAUUAAUGCCAAAUUGCACUAAGAGUUCCUAUA
This is a messenger RNA of Pyrus x bretschneideri (Chinese white pear), 715 nucleotides long. Its product is annotated as immediate early response 3-interacting protein 1. The coding region runs from base 185 to 418 and encodes 77 amino acids. The transcript is spliced from 4 exons. Gene Ontology annotation, biological process: endoplasmic reticulum to Golgi vesicle-mediated transport. The record is from RefSeq and is a predicted model, not a curated record. Gene Ontology annotation, cellular component: Golgi membrane; endoplasmic reticulum membrane; COPII-coated ER to Golgi transport vesicle. NCBI's taxonomy places the organism in Eukaryota, Viridiplantae, Streptophyta, Magnoliopsida, Rosales, Rosaceae.